Molecule: messenger RNA, 1260 nt
Organism: Zea mays
Lineage: Eukaryota; Viridiplantae; Streptophyta; Magnoliopsida; Poales; Poaceae
Exons: 2
Coding region: 189-1037 (282 amino acids)
Source: RefSeq, a predicted model, not a curated record
CCUGCUCGACCGUACAGUCCUCGUAGACUAGCUGGCCACUUUCUCCGCUUCCCGCUGAACCUACUCGACCGCCAGAUCCCCACGCCACGCUCCCAUCACCAAUUCACCACCAUCGUCCAUAGCCUCCUCCCGCUUGAAGUACCCCGUGCUGGAGUCCAAGAACCCGCCCUCGAGGCCCAGGUGGAGACAUGGGAUGUUGCUUCAGCAAGAAGCGCAAGACCCGUCCGGUGGCCGGAGCCUCUGCCUUCCCGCACCGGUGCGAGCCCGAGGACCGCGACCCGCCGUCGCCAGAGGAGACGGUCAAGGAGGUGCUCUCGGAGACACCGAACACUAAGCCGAGGGCCGAGUCGAAGCUCGUCGGCAAUGGCGUCGUCCCCGCCGCGGACGAGCGGGAAUUGGAGAAGGCCAAGAAGCAGGACAGCGUCGACGCCGCGGUGAGCGACCUCGGCAGCUGCGUGUCGCUCUCGCUCGCCACCGACGAGCGGUCCGAGGCGGUGUCGGAGUCCUCGGUCGCCACCAGCUCGGUGACCGGUCCGGAGCGGUCGCCCGGGAGGAAGCCGGCCAGGAGGCGCCCGGUCUCCGUCGAUCUGGGGCCAGCGCGGCGCGCCCACGCCGCCGCCGCGGCCUCCUACGGCGUCCGCUCCCGCAGCGCGCGAGCGUCGGCGUCCCCGCCGCCGCGGCACGUGCCACGGGACCGCUCCGUCCGGCGUUCGCCGUCGCCGGCGGCCAAUCGGCCGUCCUCUGAGCGCCGCAGAGCCGCCAGCCCAGCUGCGCCCGUGCAGCGGAAGCCGCCUGUCCCGGCAAGUCCGGCCGGCCGCGUCUCGCCGCGGCGGGCACAGGAAGCAGCAACUCCUCCGCGUUCCGCCACCCCGCCGUCGCCGCCGGAAGACGACGCCGUCACCGCGGCAAGUGAGCCCAGCACCCCGGACGGCAGCGCGGGUGGCGAUGUUGAAGGUGGCCACGGCGGCGGCGGCGACGACGGGAAAGAGUCGUUGGAGAACCCGCUAGUGUCAUUGGAAUGUUUCAUCUUCCUGUAGCGCUGCGCUGGUGCAGUGAUGUGAUCUCUCGCGCCAUUCCCCUUCGAAAGCCUUGGGCUAGCUAAUCGGGUUUAGUCUGUUUAGAUGCUAGCGCAGCAGUUAGUUGUAGCCUUGUAGGGGGCAUGGUGAUUCAGCGACCUUCCGUUAACUUUGACUUUUCAGAGCCGUGUCUGACGAUGUGCUUUGGCUUUUGGCGUCCUAUAUUGCAGAGAUGUUUCUGUAA